GGCUGUAAGUUGCACUUGAACUUCACGGAAACUGUUCAGCAAUUCAACCCACCACGCCACUGUUCAGUGCCAGCGUUCUGGCGAGUUGAAUAGAAUCGGAGUAGGAAGGAUUGUGGACAGCAUCUUCAUCUUGUUGGAAAUAUCGCGGUUUGUGUGGCUCGCGCGCUCUUGGAAUUGGAUUGAUUUGGCCUGUUUGCUUUUAUACCUGAGUUUUUAUAGAGGUAAUUUAUUCGUGUGACUAACUAGCGGUAAGAAGAGUGGAUUGGUUUUUUUGCGGCGGAAAGAUAUGGCUCGUGAAAUUGGUCAGAUACCGUCUGAAGGCAGGUCAAUCAUCUCCGUGUGUUUUUCGUCGCGUCGUGUUUUUGCUUAGACGUUUUAUCAUCAGGAAUAUUACUCAUACUGCAAGUGUGGUGACAGAACCUGGACAUACAACGUGGGGGAUGGAUCCAGUCAAAAACGCUCAGAAAAUCGCAGAAUAGAAGUUGUGACGUUUCGAAGUGGUUGUUUGUGCGGGGAACACUCGUUGAUUGGAAGCGUGAGCGGCCAUUCUGCCGCCGGAGUUUCCGUUACUUUUUUGCAAAGCUAUCUGUUGGAGAGCCGAGUUAACAGGACGCAGCGUAUCAUAACCCACGAUUUUGUGGAUAUGUGGAUUUACUAGAGACAAACCAGCCAUUUGUUUGUUUAUUCGGAACCAGCGUCACUCUAGGUAAACAGCCGUCGCCUGCGUAUAGAAGUGAGUGCCUACAGGAAAAAGAAUGCAUUCAAAGCAGUAUAUCUUUUAUCGAUAUUAUUAAUUGAGAUUUUUGCAUAACAUCCUGAAGACGACAAUUAUUCUAAAUAAAAUAUAAGAAUAGACUUAAAAAUGCCGCCGAUAAGUGAGAAGCGAUCGCCACCAAUUUUGAAGGAUAACAUUAAAGAAAACUUAUCAAAUUCACAAGCAUUAUGCGAAAAAUUAAACGGUCGGGUACCAGAUCUACACGAAUACCGAGAAUCUUGGCUCCAGGAAAUCGAACUUUGUAAAGACCAAGUUCGGACACAAAUGCUAACGCAACAUAAUCAUCUCCAUACUCCGGAAGGAUGUCAAUAUGAUGGUGUGAAAUCAUCGAUAGAAGAACUUAAACGCCGCAUAAGAACUCGUAGCGAAUCGGAUUCGAAUGAAACCAAUAAAAACCGAUCAUCAGAGGACGAGUUGGUUUUAAAGCGUCCACGCGAAGACUCCUUUACGCUUAUAGCAUGUACCAAUAAUGCAAAUCAAAUUCAUCAGCAGACAACGCUGCCGCUGCAAAUUUCGUCGACAGUUACAAAUGGUUUAGCACUGCCGCCGUCUGUUAAAAAUCCACCGCUUGAUUCUUUAGUAGUAGAAAAUAAAUCAACCCGCAUAACCUCUCAGACACAACUAAUAUUUCCUACAUCAUCAUCAACGUUUAAUAGUUGUGCUUUGCCUUUGAAUGGUUUUGAAUUCAAAGGCAUUGUGAGUGAAACGAUAGAAAAAAGUGAUGGUAUUUUGAAUGGGGUGGAAAGCACUGAAAAACUCGAAAUAGAUUCGAGUCGUAUGGAAACAUCUAAGCAUGAUGCAAAUUCUACAUCUAGUUCUCCUACUAACCUCAAGACUGAUAUACCCAGCGUUUCAAAUAAAAGUGAAAAUGAAGGUAGUGAUCUAGAGGAUGAAGAAGAAUUCGAUGAAUUCUCGUUGCCUGAUGGAUCAAAUUUAUCCGAUUCGGAUGAUGAAUACACGGGUCAUGUGUAUUUGAAUACUUCAGAUUGUAAAUUAGAUACGUACACAGAUGCAACGUCGUUGCCCAGUUCGGAAAGCAACUAUUUCACGCCUAGUUCGCCAUUUAGUCCAAGUCUUUUUCCAAAUGUUCCUGCGUAUCUUACUUUCUCAUCGCAUGCUGAAAAGGGACCACCAGUGCCACCGGAAGUGCAUAGACUUCUGAAAUGGAAGUUAACGUCUAUAAUGCCGAAGGUAGUGAGACGAGUGGUAGCGAAUUCAGGAUUUCGGCUGAUAAAAAAAACGAACGAUUGGAUGGGGACAUGGGAGAAGCACAUGAAAAGCCCAGGCUUUCGAGUGCUACGUUCCUACCAAAAAUACAAUCACUUACCGGGUUCCUUCAAAAUCGGCCGAAAAGAUAGUGUUUGGCGAAACUUAAAAUCGCACAUGGGCAAACACGGCAAAAAAGAGUUCGGAUUUAUGCAAAAGACAUAUAUUCUACCCCAGGAUCUUGCUAGUUUGAAAACAGAUUGGCCUAAAUACUCAGUUCAAAAUACUAAGUGGAUUAUUAAGCCGCCAGCCAGUGCACGCGGAACUGGAAUUAAAAUCGUUAAUCGAUGGACACAAAUACCAAAAAAUAUGCCGCUUAUUGUGCAGAAAUACAUCGAAAGACCACUUCUUAUCAACGGGAGUAAAUUUGAUUUGAGGCUUUAUGUAAUUGUGACAUCGGUGAAUCCAUUGAGAGUUUACAUCCAUACAGAUGGACUAGCGAGAUUUGCUUCAGUUCGGUACAGCGACAAAUUAGACACCUUAGACGACCGAUGUAUGCAUUUGACGAACUAUAGCAUAAAUAAAUUUUCGGAAAGUUAUGCCAUCAAUGAAGACGUGAAUGCAUGCCAAGGUCAUAAAUGGACGUUAAGAUCAUUGUGGACACACUUUCGAGAACAGGGUAUCAAUACGAAACGUCUUUGGGGCAAAAUUCGGAAUAUUAUUCUAAGAACAUUGCUGGCUGGAGAAAGUGGAUUGAACCGCAUGUUCAAAACCAACGUGCGCAGUAGAUAUAACUGUUUCGAGCUAUUUGGUUUUGACAUUUUAUUAGACGAACAAUUAACACCUUGGCUGCUUGAAGUGAAUAUUUCACCAUCAUUACAUUCAGAUCAGCCGCUGGAUUUGCAUGUGAAAGGCCCAUUAAUACAAUCAGUCCUCAAUACAGCAAUGUAUCAGGUCCCCCCUAAACUAUCACAGGAAAAAGAGAGCGAAAUCGCUCAAAUGUUUAAUUUACCCGGUAAAAUUUGCCUUGACAAACGAUUGCACAUAACACAAUUGAGCUCGGAAGAGAUCAAAAAACAUAAUUAUUUCACCAGCGCAAAUGUAGAGAAUCGCGAAGAUUACUUGGAGAGGAUCCUAGAAGAUCUGACAUCCGAUGACAUCCGUUGUUUAGUUUUGUCGGAAGAUGAAUUUGCUCGUAGUUCACCUCUUGAAAGAAUAUUUCCUGGUCCAUGUUCCUAUGCGUUUUUACCUUACAUAGAUUUCCCCCGAUAUUACAAUAGAUUAUUAGAUGCUUGGGAAUAUAAAUAUGGUAAAAAUCGUCAAGCUGGCAUUGAAAGGCUGCAGAAAUUAUGCGAAGCAGGUGUUCAUUUGCAAGUGGCGCCCGGAGCUGUAAAGGAGCCAAGCGUAGAUCCUCAGCCUCCAAAAACAACAGCACACUCAUGCGAAAAAGAGCAACAAACAACCGGCGCCGAAAUAUGUAAUAAUUUAGAUGAUCCAACAUUUUUUGAAAAAGAAAUUGAGUCUGACGAGGAUAUCAGCAAAAAAGUAACGCAAACAACUCUGAAUGGUGUGAUAAAUACCUGCAUAUGUGAUGAAAAAUCUGUUUCAAAUGAUAUUGUUAUGGAGCACAUUCAAUCAACCUCGAUUCUAGUCGAAACGAAGUGACAUUGGCUCUAGAAAUUCAAUUCAUACAAUCUUAGUACCUCCUUUCUACUAGAACCGAUCGCAACUUGGCAAUUCUAGUUAUGUGUAUAGAUUUACAUAAUGACAUCAUUUGUGCGGAAAAUUUUGGAAUAUCAUAAAGACACAAAUUGCAGAUAUAAAGACCCCCAAAAUAGAUAAAAAAAACCCUUAAUUCUAAUUUACUUAGAUUGUAAAUAAGAUUAACAACUGAAUAGUUGCGCUAGCUAGAUAAAAAAUUAUAAAUAAAAGUGUUCUGAAAUGAAA
Molecule: messenger RNA, 3928 nt
Organism: Hermetia illucens (black soldier fly)
Lineage: Eukaryota; Metazoa; Arthropoda; Insecta; Diptera; Stratiomyidae
Product: tubulin polyglutamylase TTLL4-like
Exons: 11
Coding region: 863-3646 (927 amino acids)
Biological process (GO): protein polyglutamylation; microtubule cytoskeleton organization
Cellular component (GO): cilium
Molecular function (GO): tubulin binding; tubulin-glutamic acid ligase activity
Source: RefSeq, a predicted model, not a curated record